AUGGGAGCAGACGCAUCGAAAAGAUCGAAUCUCAAAGAUAACAGAAAUCAUAAAUACAUCGACACAAAAGUGAUCCUUCUCUUCUUCAGUACGAUAGGUCUCGCUCCUUUCAAAAUGGUGGCAAAUGAUUUAGUGGGAACUGAUAAACGCACUUGCCAGACUCCAGUGUCCGUGAAGUUCGUCGACUCUUAUUUUAAUUUGAUCUACAACGCUUUUCUCAUCGUAGCAAAUAUUUUUCUAAGUACCAUAAGCAUCGAACGCAUUUUUGAGAGGCAAUCUGUACUCAGGACACCUUUUCUAUCUACUUUCGACGCGGCUCAAGCAGUUUUCGGUGUAGCAUUGAUGAACGCAAUCUGGUUAUACACGUCGAUGAAACGCAAUCACAUGGUCCGACUGAUCAAUCGUUUGGUAAAAGUCGAUUCCACCAUUCGUCGUCUGUCUAAUUCACAAGACAUCGGCAUACGCCGGUUACGCGUGUUCGGCAUUUCUACUGCACUGACGAUCCUUUGGGUCGUUCUCGUUGUAUCCGAUGCCAAGGCCAAUAAUACCGUGAUACUUGAUUGGUGCAAUGACAUUGUGCCAGCUUUUGUUAUAGCUCAUUUCAUGCUGCAGUACGCUCUGAUGGUUAAAAUCGUUGAAAUUCAAUUCAGAAACCUCAACGGCGCCAUCAUCGAAUUACUAAAGUCUUCAACGAUCAGGACCUUUCGUCCGAUCGCUAUUCACGGUGAAAUAGCUCUGAUGAAUUUCGAUUAUUGCCCGAAAAUAGUUGACUUCAGACGUGCUCACAAUAUGCUCUACGCGAUCGGAUCGGACGUUGCUGAAUUCUAUUCUGUACCGAUAUUGUUCGUCAUACCUCUGUGUUGCGUCGAGAUUGUCUACAACUCUUACUGGGGUUUGAUGCCAUUGACGCUCAGCCUGGAUAUCGACUCUACGUUCGUCGUGAGCAGUGCGAUAACUUGGGUUUUAGUACUCAUAGUACCGAUUGCUAUUCUCACAAAGGGCGUCGAUAACAUCACUAAUGAGAUGAGGAAUACAGCAGGUGCUAUUUACAUGGUGCUCGAUCGAGCGAAUUUAAGUCGAGACGACAAAGCCGAGUUUGAACAAUUCUCCGUCGAGUUGAUACACCGGAAAAUUUACUUCACGGCGUACGGACUCUUUUCGUUAGACUUUCCCCUCGUACACUCGAUAAUCAGCAUGACAGUCACGUAUCUCGUCAUCCUCUUGCAGUUUCAAACAUCCAUAGUGGAGUCUAAAGAUUCUGAUUGAAAUUGCAUUUAAAUAAAAAGUUCAAGAUAGGGUGGAUCUUUUCAUAUUCUAGUUACAUGAAGAUAUUGCACAACUUUUAUUCGGAUUAUCAA
Venturia canescens is the source of this 1358-nucleotide messenger RNA. Its product is annotated as putative gustatory receptor 28a. Gene Ontology annotation, biological process: male courtship behavior; sensory perception of taste; chemosensory behavior. The coding region runs from base 1 to 1266 and encodes 421 amino acids. Lineage: Eukaryota; Metazoa; Arthropoda; Insecta; Hymenoptera; Ichneumonidae. The transcript has 4 exons. Gene Ontology annotation, cellular component: neuronal cell body; dendrite; axon. The record is from RefSeq and is a predicted model, not a curated record.